AUGCGCCCAAACCCGCUCACCGUGUGGCAAUUAAUCUCUCUUUUCCCGGCUCUCCUCCUGCUCAAAGCUGUUGGGUCAAGGGCGUCUGAAGCUGAGGCAAAAUGUGGCAAGGACGUUAUCAGCCGCGACAACCAGAAAUACAGCUGCAAGUGCUAUCCAGGAGACGCCUGCUAUCCUUCGGCAAAAAAGUGGCAGAAAUUCAACUCCACAGUCGACGGAAAUCUUUCUGUUGCAUUCCCCCCUGCAGCACCCUGCUAUCCUUCCGUGGCCGGCACCCCCACUUUCGACGCCGCAAAAUGCGCGGAGGUUCAGGCGAACUUCUUCGGUCAACAAUGGACCACCGACCAGCCUAUUGCCAAUAUGUGGACCUACUGGACGAACGAGACGUGCUUGCCCUUCCCCACCGAGAACGUCCAAACCUGCAGUAGAGGCUUUUACGGCGACUAUGUUAUUACGGCCAAAACGAAGAAACACAUCAAAGCAGGCAUCGACUUUGCUCGGGAGAACAACCUUCGUCUCGUCAUCCGCAACACUGGUCAUGACUUCCUGGGACGCUCUACUGGCUUCGGAUCCUUGAUCCUCAACACCCACAGCUUCAAGGAUGUCACAUUCACAAAGAGGUUUACCGGACCAGGCAAUUACCGCGGUGGCGCAGUCACUGUUGGGGCUGGGAUGCAGCUUCGCGACCUUUACUGGCUGGCAAAUGCGCAAAGCCCUCCGGUCGUGGUUGUGGGAGGAGAAUGCCCCACCGUUGGAAUUGCUGGCGGUUAUAUUCAAGGAGGUGGACACGGCCCUAUGUCGUCAUUCUACGGAAUGGCUGCCGAUCAAGCCCUGUCAUUCGAAGUUGUUACCGCAAGUGGGAAAUACGUCACAGCAAAUGCAGUAGAGAACCGAGAUCUCUUCUGGGCUCUCAAGGGCGGCGGACCGAGUACCUUUGCUGCCAUCAUUUCCGUCACCGUGAAGACAUUCCCCGAAGUGCCAGCUGCUGGUAUCAUCUUGAACAUCAACUCCACCCACACAAAUGACACUGAGCUCUUCUGGAAGGGUGUGGCCGCAGUCCAUGACCUUUCAAACCACUGGGUUGACCAUGGCAUCUUCAUCUACCACGAAAUAGCGACUCUCCGCCUCCAUGUGCAGCCCAUUGUCGGCCCGAACAUGACCGCAGCGCAAAUCAAUGCGAUUGCAAAGCCCAUGUUUGACGCUUUGGAUAGCCAGGGAGUGCCGUAUUCCAGUGUGACGAAGGAAUUCCCAACCUUCUUCGAUCUGUACAUCGACAUGUUCGAGGACGAGGGUGCCGGUUCGAGCGCCUUGGUUGGAGGGCGCAUCUUCGUUCGGCAAGACAUCGAAGAGAACGCCAGCGGCAUCAUUGAGGCGUACAAGACAGCGACGGCUAACAAUGCCUUUAUCAUUGGACACGUCGUUGGUCCUGGUCAUGGCGCACCUAUUGUUGACAAUGCUAUCCAUCCUGUCUGGCGCAACGCGUCGAGCUUCAGCAUCACGUCGAUCAGCAUCCCAGGCAACGCACCAUUGACCGAGAAGGCGAGGGUGCAGAACCUCAUCACCAAUGUUGUUGGAGAGGCCUUCAGAGAAGCUGGCCCCCACGGCGGUGCAUACGUUAACGAGGGAGACCUUGAGGAGCCCAAUUGGCAGCAGGAGUACUGGGGCUCAAACUACCCGAGGCUCUAUAGGCUUAAACAAGUCUGGGAUCCUCAAGGUGUCUUCUACGCUCGAACUACACCAGGCACAGAAGAUUGGGAGGUGAUCGACUUCGGUACAAAGUUGUGCAAGAAAUGCCAAAGAAACUGA
Cyclocybe aegerita is the source of this 1806-nucleotide messenger RNA. The record is from the annotation of a GenBank genome assembly. NCBI's taxonomy places the organism in Eukaryota, Fungi, Basidiomycota, Agaricomycetes, Agaricales, Hemipholiotaceae.